AUGGCGUCCGUUCUUAAAGAGCAGGACCUCUACCUCGACCCGUCCAUUAGGGACUGGGUGCUCAUCCCCAUUACCGUUAUCAUGCUUCUCGUCGGUGUCUUGAGACACUACGUGACGCAGCUGCUCAACUCGGCACCCAAGCCCAAGCCCGCCGCGGCCGUCCGCGAACAGCGUCUGCUCUCCCGUUCACACGCAAUUCGCGGUAUCGCUCCACUCUCUCCGCUCUAUCCGGCCCAGUUCAAGUCCUUUACGGCCUCGACCUCGGCCGCCAUGGCCUCUGGUGACUACCUGCAGAACAAGGGCGGCGAGGCGGAGACUCCCAACCCCCUCGACCCCAAGAACAUGGACAGCAUGAUGGACGGCAUGAAGAAGCAGGCUGUCAUGAUGGUGCCCAACAUGCUCAUCAUGCAGUACAUCAACGUCUUCUUCUCGGGCUACAUCCUUAUCAAGCUCCCCUUCCCGCUCACUCUCGGCGCCAAGUCGCUGUUCGCGCGUGACAUUGCCAUGCCCGACCUCAGCGUCCGUUGGGUCUCGGCUCUGUCAUGGUACUUCCUCAACCUCUUCGGUCUCAACGGUGUCUUCAAGCUCAUCCUUGGCGAUGAGAAUGCCGCUACCGACACCCGCGACCAGUCCGGUCUCGCCAUGCUCGGCGGCGCGGGUGGGCCCAUGGGUCCCGGUCAGCCUGACAUGGUCAAGGUGUUCAAGUCUGAGAUUGAGAACCUCUCCCUUGCCGACGGCCUGUACCGCUGGGUCGGCGACGGCGUGGAGGACCGCGUCCUUGAGCGCUGGGGCAAGAAGUAG
This is a messenger RNA of Apiotrichum porosum, 801 nucleotides long. RefSeq names its product ER membrane complex subunit 3 (gene EMC3). NCBI's taxonomy places the organism in Eukaryota, Fungi, Basidiomycota, Tremellomycetes, Trichosporonales, Trichosporonaceae. Gene Ontology annotation, biological process: protein folding in endoplasmic reticulum. The transcript is spliced from 9 exons. Bases 1 to 801 code for a protein of 266 amino acids. The record is from RefSeq and is a predicted model, not a curated record. Gene Ontology annotation, cellular component: membrane; EMC complex.